GGCAGCAGCGGCAUGGAGCGGGGCGUGCGCGUCUUCGAGGACCCCAAGGUAGAGCUUCAUGUCCACUUGGAUGGAGCCAUUAGACCAGAAACAAUCCUGCACUUUGGCAGGAAAAGAGGGGUUCCUCUCCCCGGCAGCACUGUUGAUGACCUCCUGAAGCAUGUCAGCUACAAAACACCACUGACGCUUACCCAGUUCCUAGAGAAGUUUAAUCACUACAUGCCUGCCAUUGCAGGUGACCGUGAGGCAGUGAGGAGGAUCGCCUACGAGCUCGUGGAGACGAAAGCAAAGGAAGGUGUCAUCUACGUGGAGGUCCGGUACAGCCCUCACCUCCUGGCCAACUGCAGUGUGGAUCCCAUCCCCUGGGGCCAGACUGAGGGUGACCUCACUCCAGAUGAAGUCGUUAACCUCGUAAAUCAGGGACUCCAGGAUGGAGAAAGGGAUUUCCGCAUCAAAGCCAGGUCUAUUCUAUGCUGCAUGCGCCAUAUGCCAAGCUGGUCCCCAGAGGUGGUGGAGCUCUGCAAGAAGUAUCAAAACAACUCUGUGGUGGCCAUUGACCUGGCUGGGGAUGAGUCUCUGAAAGUGGAGGAUUCCUCCGAGCAUAAGAAGGCUUAUGAGGAAGCUGAAAGAUGUGGGAUUCACCGCACCGUCCAUGCUGGGGAGGCUGGCCCACCUGCCAUGAUCAAAGAGGCAGUUUAUCUCCUGAAGGCCGAGCGCAUUGGCCAUGGCUACCGUGUCCUGGAUGAUCCUGAGCUCUACAAGGAACUCUUGAGAGCAAAGAUGCAUUUUGAGGUCUGUCCUUGGUCCAGUUAUCUCACUGGUGCAUGUCUUCCGGACUUUGGGAAACACCCAGUAGCACAGUUUAGGAAGGAUCGUGCUAAUUAUUCCAUAAACACAGAUGACCCCCUCAUCUUUAACUCCAAUAUUUACAAAGAUUACAGCAUAGUGAAGGACUACAUGGGCUUCACUGAAGAGGAGUUCAAGAGAGUGAACAUCAAUGCAGCUCAGUCCAGUUUCUUACCUGAGAAGGAAAAGCAGGAGCUGCUCAACAAGCUGUAUGAAGCCUAUGGGAUGGUCCCCAAUGCAUCGUGACCCAUCCCCGCGAGCCAGCAUGGAGCAGUGGCCCUUCCUCGUGGGUGCUUGACUCUCCUCUGUUAGUGGGAGCACCUGGAGAAGGUGCCCAGGGUUGGUUAGAGACCUGGCAGCCGUGUGUUAACCCAUACAGUGCUAAACAGAAUGAGGCUAUCACAUACACCUACCUAUACCCCCAUAAACCCUCUCCCCAAUGGAUAUCCCGUUUCCUAUCUUGCUGGUGGGCAAACAGACUGAAACUGCCUCCUAGCCUGACACCUUUCUCCAUCUGCCAAUGUUUCUCUACUGCAAAUGCAAACAGAAGAACAUCCCAUGCUUUUUUUUCCUCCUCUCCCCCUGCUUUAUCUGUCCUGCCCCACUGACCUGCCUAGCCCUUGUCUGCAGUGCAGAAAUAACCACCUUUAACUGUGCCUGUGGCCGAAGUUAAUCUUCACCUUUCUAGGAAAAAGCUGUGUUAGAGCUGAGAGGGAGCACGCAGGCACUUCAGAAACAGAGGCUUUAUUCCCAUCCAUGUGGGCAGGAGGGUUUGGCCACAGCUAUAUUUACCCAGGGUUAGUCUUGUACUAACAAGACUGGAACAGGAACAGGCUGGACGCUGGUGCUCCUGCCCGUGCACAGGUCUGAAGGGCAUUAAAAAGAACCCGCAGGUUUUUGGCAUCUUUCUUGGUCAAGGACUCGUGUCUCAGGCUUUCCAUUGUCACUGCUGUAGAAGCACACACCUUGGGCUAUGUGCUCACAGCUGGCUAUGACCAUGGGCUCACAUGCAUAGGAAGUUGGAACAUAUUUUUGCAUUUUGGGCCAAAAUCUGCCUUCUGGAAUUUUUCAAAGUUUUGUACUCGUCCUGGAGGAUUCCUAUGAACUGCAGUUUGCUCUUGAUCUUUGUUUAGGACUUGGGAAAACCGUGAUUGAUUGAUUGAUUGAUUUAUUGACUGCCCGUUUUAACCAUUCUGCCCUCUUCCUGACUUGACAAUCCUUAGGCACUAUUAAAACUAAGUAAGUAAAUUAAUAAGCUAGGGCCCGUUGUUAGAUGUUGACUUGGGUCCCCAUCUGAAAUGCUUCUCUCAUUCAACCACAACACUGGCUAGAAGUCAGAUCUUCUGUUUGGUGGAGGAUUUAUACAGAGACAUUCACCAAAAUUCCAAAGUUAUUUUGGUGCAUUACAGUGUUUUUACUUACCAUGCAAUACAGCUGUGCACCCAGAGAAGAGACCAUCCUUUUCCUACAUGAGCGUGUGGUGUGCUUUAGCAUCCCAGGUAUCUGCCAAGAUGCUUACUCCAAAGAUACUGUACCAAAAAGUUGCCUUUGACAAGGGGCUGUGGUCACCAUUACCAUGGACAGUGUGUGAGACUGGUCCAGUCUCAGCUAGCAGUGACCAUAUGCUGGGAGUAUUUCCCUUCUUUCUGGGCUUCCAUAUUUGUCUUCUGAGUAAAAUGCUCAUCUCUGAAGUACAUGGUGCAUAUAUAUAUAUAUAUAUAUACACACAUAUAUAGCUAGAUACAUGGAUAUGAGAGAGUGAAUUUCUUACUUUUAUAAAGCAAAUUAUAAAGCAUCACUUUUAAGAACAUGGUUGCAGUAAGAACCAAGCUUUUUUGGUAAUUUUUCCCCAAAAAUUGUUUCUGAAGAUGAGUUGCUUGUGUGGA
This is a messenger RNA of Melopsittacus undulatus (budgerigar), 2732 nucleotides long. It is a transcript of the gene ADA, whose product is annotated as adenosine deaminase. Gene Ontology annotation, molecular function: adenosine deaminase activity. Gene Ontology annotation, biological process: T cell activation; adenosine catabolic process; hypoxanthine salvage. The transcript is spliced from 11 exons. The coding region runs from base 13 to 1092 and encodes 359 amino acids. Gene Ontology annotation, cellular component: external side of plasma membrane; cytosol. NCBI's taxonomy places the organism in Eukaryota, Metazoa, Chordata, Aves, Psittaciformes, Psittaculidae. The record is from RefSeq and is a predicted model, not a curated record.